This is a messenger RNA of Gordionus sp. m RMFG-2023, 616 nucleotides long. RefSeq lists its product as uncharacterized. The record is from RefSeq and is a predicted model, not a curated record. Bases 59 to 598 code for a protein of 179 amino acids. NCBI's taxonomy places the organism in Eukaryota, Metazoa, Nematomorpha, Gordioida, Chordodea, Parachordodidae. The transcript has 6 exons.
UGCUAGUCAUAAUGUUUCAAAAACAAUUGACACUAUUAAUAUUCUUGAAGAUGUAGAUAUGGAGAAACCUGCUAGUCAUAAUGUUUCAAAAACAAUUGACACUAUUAAUAUUCUUGAAGAUGUAGAUUUGGAGAAACCUGCUAGUCAUAAUGUUUCAAAAACAAUUGACACUAUUAAUAUUCUUGAAGAUGUAGAUUUGGAGAAACCUGCUAGCCAUAAUGUUUCAAAAACAAUUGACACUAUUAAUAUUCUUGAAGAUGUAGAUUUGGAGAAACCUGCUAGUCAUAGAAAAUAUGCUUCACAAACAAUAGCCAAUGAUCAUAUAUAUACAGCCAAUUUAUCAUUCUUAUCAAGAAAGAUCAAAUAUCAAGAUAAAUAUAUUUUAAAAUUAAGAAAAAAAAUGAGCGCCUCUUAUAAGAGGGAAACUAUAAGAAAUAAGAAGAUUAUCGAUUUAAAAUCAAUUAUUAAACAAUUGAAGAAUAAAAAUUUAAUAUGUGGUGAAGGGGAGGAUCAAUUGGAAAUUUUUUUUACAGGCAUCCAUUACGUAUGCCACAUGAUUAAGUUGUUGAGAAAUCUUCUCGGUGAUAAAAAAUUUUAAUUUAUAAUAAUGGAUCAA